Messenger RNA from Cydia fagiglandana, 1750 nucleotides. RefSeq names its product peptidyl-prolyl cis-trans isomerase-like 1 (gene Cypl). Gene Ontology annotation, molecular function: peptidyl-prolyl cis-trans isomerase activity. The record is from RefSeq and is a predicted model, not a curated record. Gene Ontology annotation, biological process: protein folding; protein peptidyl-prolyl isomerization. NCBI's taxonomy places the organism in Eukaryota, Metazoa, Arthropoda, Insecta, Lepidoptera, Tortricidae. The transcript has 2 exons. Bases 174 to 689 code for a protein of 171 amino acids. Gene Ontology annotation, cellular component: catalytic step 2 spliceosome.
GUUGUGCUUGGACUCUUGGAAAUAACCUGAGACAAGGCUCUUUAACUUGUUUCCCGGAGUAUAUUUUCUUACAAGUAGUCGGAGUAAAUUGUUGCAACUAUCCAAAUAUCACGACGCAUUACUGGUUGUGGAAGAGCCUUUAAUCUAGUACAUACUUUAGUUGGACUAUAAACAUGCUUGGUUAUUCAAAUGCCGGGAUACCAGACAAGUCGUGGCAGCCCCCUGUUGCAGUGCUGGAAACAUCGAUGGGUGCGGUUGUUGUAGAAAUGUACUGGAAGCAUACUCCAUUAACCUGCCGAAACUUCAUGGAGCUGGUUAGGCGAGGUUAUUACAACAACACGAAGUUCCAUCGUGUGAUACGGGACUUCAUGAUCCAGGGUGGUGACCCCACUGGCACUGGAAAAGGUGGCCAGUCUAUCUACGGCCCACAAUUUGAUGACGAAAUAACCACAGACUUGAAACACACAGGAGCUGGUAUAUUAUCUAUGGCUAAUGCCGGCCCUGAUACUAAUGGCUCACAGUUCUUCAUUACUUUGGCACCAACUCAAUGGCUAGAUAAUAAGCAUACAAUAUUUGGGCGGGUUCAAAGUGGUAUGUCAGUAGUCAAACGAAUAGGUCUUGUUGAGUGUGACAAGAAUGAUUGUCCGGUGGAUGAUGUGCGGAUUGAGAGAGCAUAUAUACCUAAGUAAUAGAAUUUUCAAUCUACAUGUGAAUGUUUUGUGCUGAGCAGUGUUUAAUUAAGUGCUAAUAUUUUCUUCACCAUUUUUAUUAUGUCAUUUAUUAAGAUUUACUUAUCUAUCAGUUUUCACCAUGUGCACAUAACUAAGAAUGCUACAAAUCAGAAAAAAAUAAUGUCUUCCAAACAGACAUAUUAGGGGCUGUCCAUAAAUUACGUCAUCGAUUUUUGACCCCCCCUAUAAUCAUCCAAAAAUCAUGCUUUAAAUGGCUCCAUUUCCUCCUACUUCAUGCUACCGUCAUCCAAUGUCCAGACCCCCAGCCCCUAAUUUGAAAUGACGUAAUUUAUGAAUAGCCCCUUAGCAAAUUUGAUUGCUGGAUGAAUUUGAAAUAAAGUAUUAAUUUUAUGUCACACAAGCCAACAUAUGUUUUGAUAGUGGCACUGGGUUUGUAACUAUUGUAAUGUUCCAAUUCAUUGUCUAAAGCCAGGGGCUGAUUCACAGAAUGAGGUAAGAUAAGUUUAAACUAUUAAGCACAUAUUGCUCAUAGGAGAUUGUAUGAAAAGCUUGUUUAUCACAUAAGAAAUGUAUGGCAUAGGGCUUUAUAGUUAAAAAAAGAGGACAAGGAGGAUUCUGUACAAAUCUACAGUUUUCAGAUUUUUCCCUGUGCUUAUAUUGUAAGACAGUAUAACUUGCUAAAUUUCAUUUUUUCACAACUUCAAGGGACUAUAGACCUGAGUAUACAGUUUUAAUUUCAACUCGAUGCCUACACGCUUUUCCAAUAUAAGGGAUCUUGACAGACACAUGGACGGACAACAAAGUGAUCUUAUAAGGGUUCCAUUUUUUUUACAUCGUGACAGCUUUUGUGUUUGACAAGGCCUCGAAAAGGCUAAUGGUCACAAAACCUAAGCACAAUAGUGCAUGUUUGUGAUUAAGCACCAAAAUUAUGUUGCCUAAAGCUGUAAUUGCAGCCUGUUAUUACAAGAUCAAAAUGUAUGUGUUAAUUUCAUACUCUGUAACCAAACUGUACAAUUAUUCCUCUAGUUUAAUAAUAUCAAAUAUGUAACAUGUUUUCA